AUGCCACAAGCCGACUUACCUCCGCCGUCGACGUUUUGUCUCUUCUUAUGGAAUGGAUCUGGACCGCCGAAGAGCUCCCUGACGAUUGGAACAAAGGUUUUCUGCAAGAUCAUCCUGGAUAGACUGUCGAAGGCCGUGGAGUCUCUUCUACGCAAGGAGCAGGCUGGUUUCCGGAGGAACUGCUCAACUCAAAGCGGCCUCAUACCGGAUGACGUUGCGGUGCACGCGGGUGUUCGCCAAGGCUGCGUCCUAUCGCCGCUACUCUUCUUAGUCAAUCUUGACGGAAUUAUGCUUCGCAUCUUAGAACACAGGUGCCGCGGCAUAGAGUGGGGAUUAUCCAACGUCUUUGAAGACUUGGAUUAUACUGAUGACCUAUGCCUGCUGAGUCAUACCCAAGCCGAUAUGCAAGCUAAGUUAAACGAUCUAAAGGUAGUGGAACGCGUCCACAAAUUUACAUACCUCGGGAGCGUCGUGUCAGAGACUGGUGGAAGUGAAGAGGUCAUCGCUUCACGGAUAGCCAAAGCCCGAGCUACCUACGCGCAGCUGAGACCUGUUUGGCAAUCGCAGAAACUGACCCGAAGGAUUAAACUUAAGAUAUUCGGGCCCAACGUGAAGUCCGUGUUGCUUUACGGGUGCGAAACGUGGAAGGUUACAAAGGACAUCUCACGCCUAAUCCAAGUUUUCGUCAACCGCUGUCUUCGUCGCAUUCUCGGUAUUUACUGGCCCGAGACCAUCUCAAACUUAGAGCUGUUGGAGAAAUGCCAUGAGAGCCCGAUCGACAGUCAGAUCAAGCGUCGCAAGUGGAGAUGGAUUGGACACACGCUCCGAAGGGACCCCGACCAUAUUCCCAAACAAGCUUUGUACUGGAAUCCCCAAGGGAAAAGAAAGCGUGGCCAUUCCCGUCAAACCUGGCGACGCUCCGUGUUGGCAGAGGCGGCGAGCAUCGGAAUGACGUGGAGCGAGGUGAAGGCUGAAGCCCAAGACCGAUCGCGAUGUAGGACAUCUGUGGACGUCCUCUGUCCCAUCUAG
Vanessa atalanta (red admiral) is the source of this 1029-nucleotide messenger RNA. RefSeq lists its product as uncharacterized. The transcript has 4 exons. The record is from RefSeq and is a predicted model, not a curated record. The coding region runs from base 1 to 1029 and encodes 342 amino acids. NCBI's taxonomy places the organism in Eukaryota, Metazoa, Arthropoda, Insecta, Lepidoptera, Nymphalidae.